AUGGCUCCCCUGUUCCCCUCUACGCAUUGCAGCAACAGCUGGCCAUGCAGAUUGUGUGUCUCUCUCUUGAUCCAUCAUGGAGCUGAACUGGAACUAGUGGAUGUAAAAGGGCAAACACCUCUGUUUGUGGCCACAGAAAAUGGACACUUGGAAUGUGUUCAGGUUCUUCUAAAAGCUGGAGCAGACCCUAAUGGCAGCCCACAUAAUCGGAGUUCCCCGGUAUAUCACGCAGCUCGUAUGGGCAGAGCUGAUAUAUUAGAAGAGCUGAUCAGGUACGGUGCGGAUGUGGAUGUUGAUCACCAGCUGUCGUGUGGUUUGGGAUCUUCCCCUCGAUCUCUGACAUCGUUGUCGUGCACGCCGCUGUAUAUUAGUGCAGCAGCAUAUGACAGUUUUCCAUGCUUCCGUCUCCUGCUUCAGGCUGGUGCCAACCCUGAUUAUAACAGCUGGAGUAUGGUAUGCGAAACAAACUUUUCACGAGCAUCUCCAUCUUGUGUGUUGGAGGCAGUUCUCCGGCAUGGAUGUGACCAGCCAUUUGUUCAGUUGCUUAUUGACUAUGGGGCAAAUCUGAGUCUUGUACACAAAGAACCUAGUGUUGAGGAAAGCCCCAGGAGGAAAGUGAACCAAGAAGCCCUGAAACUCUUCAGGGAUGCAAAAUGUUGUACACGAACCCUAUCAAGUUUAUGUCGUAUUGCUGUGCGGAGGGCGAUUGGAAAACAUAGAUUGUCCUGUAUUAAUAGCCUCCCUGUUCCAUCCCGUGUUGUGCACUACCUUCUUUAUGAGGUCUGA
Messenger RNA from Staurois parvus, 786 nucleotides. The record is from the annotation of a GenBank genome assembly. Lineage: Eukaryota; Metazoa; Chordata; Amphibia; Anura; Ranidae.